Messenger RNA from Fusarium verticillioides 7600, 1199 nucleotides. RefSeq lists its product as hypothetical. The record is from RefSeq and is a predicted model, not a curated record. NCBI's taxonomy places the organism in Eukaryota, Fungi, Ascomycota, Sordariomycetes, Hypocreales, Nectriaceae. The transcript has 3 exons. Bases 1 to 963 code for a protein of 320 amino acids.
AUGUAUUCUUGGUCAUAUCUUGGAGCCUCAGCGCUGAUACUCGCAAACAUGGUCUCCGGUCUCAGCGUCAAACUCGACGCCAAGGCUGGAAAAUCUUGCGAGUACACUGCGCCAUGGCAGACGCUCCCUAAACUUCCGCCUAUGCCCAAGGCCAACUUCAAGGGCACUGCACCGAUUGACGGCAUUGAUCUCUGGUACGCGACGUUCGGAAGACCGCUCAAGGAGACCAAGGCGAAAGGCCUUAGCCCUGUUGUUUUUCUCCACGGUGGCUUUGCGAAUAGUGAUUACUGGGCCAACCAGAUCCGCUAUUUUAAGGAUCACCCCUACACUUUGAUCACAAUUGACUCGCGAGCUCAGGGGCGUUCGUCAGAUGAUACAAGCCGUCCUUUGACCUACGAUCUCAUGACCGAGGAUGUCAUUGGCUUGAUGGAUCACCUUGGAGUUGAGAAAUUCUCAACUGUUGGUUGGUCUGACGGCGCUUGUAUUUCUUUUGACCUCGCCAUGAACUUUACUUCUCGCCUCGACCGUAGCUUUGCAUUCGGCGGUACUUAUAGCCCCGCGAACAUCAAUUCGACAAUCGGAGACAGUCCCGUGUUCACUGAGUAUCUGGAGAGAGCUGAGGCGGAGUGGAAGAAGAUGACCCCAUCCAAGGGCUCGUUCCAGGACUUUUCAGACAGAAUGAACACAAUGUGGGCAACCCUGCCAGACUGGGAUGCAAAGUCCUUUGCCACAAUUCCCACGCGAUACUCUGAUCCUAAUGCUCCCAUCAUGUGGAUUGUCGAUGGUGACUCUGAGGAGGCUGUCAAUCGCACCGUCCCCGCUGAACUCCAUAGCUGGAUCUGGGGCUCUGAUCUUCUUCUUCUGCCCGGAGUCAGCCACUUUGCUUUCAUGCAAGACCCCAGCACGUUCAACGUCAAUCUUGAGCGCUUCCUCGAGAUGCCUCGGUUCCCUGGAGAGCUCUAGAGUAUCACUCGAUCGAAAUACCUAAUAUCUGAUGGUAUUUAGCAUAAUGGUCUGCUGCGAUGAUAAGAUCAACAUGGGCCACCAUUCAUUCAAUUAGUUGAAAUAUAAGAACCUAAUACUUGGCAAAACGAUGAUUGUAAUUACCACAUCCACUUCUUCGCAAUUUCACCCCACUAUUUAGGAGGCGCACGACAGCGAUGCUUGAUUCAGAUAUUUUAAUAGCAACUUAUAAGCCA